AUGACUCCUCCAACAAUGUUACAAACUGCUCAAGUUGAUACUUUUGACUUAAGUCCGAUGAAGAAAAAUAUCAUCAAUUUAUCAUCAAAUGCCUCCAAUGGUGAUGUCAAAUUUGCAGAUUGGGAUAAGUUUGACUUCACUCCGAUUAGGGAAUCAACUGUUUCAAGAGCUAUGACUAGAAGAUAUUUUCAAGAUAUGGAUACCUAUGCAGAAUCUGAUAUUGUCAUUAUUGGUGCUGGAUCAAGUGGAUUAACUGCAGCUUACGUAUUGGGAAAGGCAAGACCAGACUUAAAAAUAGCCCUCAUAGAAAGUAACAUAUGCUGUGGUGGUGGAUCAUGGGUAUCAGGUCAAUUACUUUCUGCACAAGUUUUUCGUAAACCUUCACAUGAAUUUUUGGAUGAAAUCAAUGUGGAAUAUGAAGAUGAGGGUGAUUAUGUUGUUGUUAAACAUGCUGCUUUAUUUAUCUCAACAUUAAUUUCAAAGGUCUUGCAAUUUCCAAAUAUUAAAUUAUUCAAUGCUACUACGGUUGAGGAUUUCAUUACUAGACGUGAUGAAGUUACUGGUGAAAUUAGAGUUACGGGAGUUGUAACCAAUUUUACACUUGUUACGAUGCAUCAUGACGAUCAAAGCUGUAUGGAUCCUAAUACAAUCAAUUGCGACGUUGUUCUCUCGCUGUCGGGACAUGAUGGUAGGUUUGGAGCCUUUAGUGCCAAGAGAUUAGCAGAGAUUGUUAAACCAGUGAAGGAUUUCAAUGGUAAAGAAAUUCCAACUGCUACAAAGUCUUCAGAUUUUCAAUUACACAAUAUGAGAGGAUUAGAUAUGAAUUUAGCUGAAAAAAAUGUUGUUAAGGGUUCCCAAGAAUGGUUUCCUGGUGUUGUUUUUGCAGGAAUGGAGGUUGCAGAAAUUUCGGGUUGUAACAGAAUGGGUCCGAUUUUUUCAGGAAUGAUUGUUUCUGGUAUCAAAGCUGCUGAAUCAGUUUUGAAUGUUUAUGACAAGCGUAGGGCUCAAAAUGAAAAAUGUUACGGAGGUAGAACUCACGCGACUUAG
Lodderomyces jiufengensis is the source of this 1047-nucleotide messenger RNA. RefSeq names its product thiamine thiazole synthase (gene THI4). The record is from RefSeq and is a predicted model, not a curated record. NCBI's taxonomy places the organism in Eukaryota, Fungi, Ascomycota, Pichiomycetes, Serinales, Debaryomycetaceae. The coding region runs from base 1 to 1047 and encodes 348 amino acids. The transcript has 2 exons.